Messenger RNA from Conger conger (European conger), 4507 nucleotides. It is a transcript of the gene dixdc1b, whose product is annotated as DIX domain containing 1b. Lineage: Eukaryota; Metazoa; Chordata; Actinopteri; Anguilliformes; Congridae. Gene Ontology annotation, biological process: canonical Wnt signaling pathway. Gene Ontology annotation, molecular function: protein binding. Gene Ontology annotation, cellular component: cytosol. The record is from RefSeq and is a predicted model, not a curated record. The transcript is spliced from 23 exons. Bases 248 to 2311 code for a protein of 687 amino acids.
GGGAUUGAAAUGUUACCAGGAGGGGGAGGAAGAAGUUUCGCUGUUCGAAUGAUCCCUUUUUAAACUUGUAAAUUUGAGCUAUUAGCAUGAAAUGAAUUGUUGCAAAGCGAACCUCUCUGACUCGACCUGCAAAUCAAAAUGCAUGAAAGAAUAAUGAGCCAUCCAUUCAACUGCUGUAGUGCGAGACAACUGUAAGGUUCUUUGGAAAAUGUGCCUCGUUUGACAUCACGUCCCCAUUGGCACACACAUGGCAUUCACUACACAUUGCAAGACACCUUUGCCAGAAGGACAUCAGCAGCUGGCAGCCUACGUGUCCUGGGUGAACGCUCAGCUGAGGAAGAAGCCCGGGGUUCAGCCGGUGAAGGACCUGCGGCAGGACCUGCGGGACGGCGUGGUGCUCGCGCACCUCAUCGAGAUCGUGGCUGGAGAGCUCUUGGAGGGUAUUCAUUAUGAACCACGCGAUGUUCAGGAGAGCAGGGAGAACGUGGAGAAGGUUCUGCAGUUUGUGUCCUCCAAACGCAUCCGCAUGCCCCAGACAUCGGCCCGCGACAUCGUGGAGGGGAACCUGAAGUCCGGAAUGAGACUGAUCCUGGCCCUGGCUGCCCACUUCAAACCCUCAGCCUCAGCCAAUCACAGAGCAGCGGCCGGCGCGGCAGGGCGGAGCCAGCCGGGGUCCUCCUCGGCCAGCCACCGGCCUCACUCCACCAUGGCCAUGGCACAGAGCGCCGUGGCAACCCUGACAGCCGCCCGGCAGGACGCCUGCCGGUCCGGGCGUGGCAUCUUCCACCUGAGGCAGGAGUGGCACAGUCACAGCGCCAGCAGUGCCAGUCUGGACGAGGACACGGAGAGCCCCUGCUGGAGCGUGCGGGCGCUGGUGCAGCAGUACGAGUGCCAGCGGGACGGGAGGGAAGACCCCGCGGACGCGCCGCCCUCAGAUCUCAGCUCCCCCAGUCCCACGCACACGCCCAAAGCAGAGCCCAUCUGCAGCCAAUCGGAGAGCAAAGGGGAGCUUGUGGAUGGCCAGUCGGAUGAGUCACCCAGCAAAUCAGAUGACGUGGCAAAGUCCCCUCCAUGUGGUCCAGGGCCUGCUGCAGUGCAUUCUGGGCCGGUGCGGUGCUGCUCCUGGGAGGACCAGCUAUGCGAACAGCAGGAGCAGCUGGAGAGAGAGAUGCAGGAUGCUCGGAGGAUGGUGUCCAGCCUGCAGGCUUUGUUGCUGCACGGCUCCCUACCUGAAGACGAACAGGAGGUCUCUCUCAACCUGGGAGAGAGUGCGGAAAACACAGAACAGCAGCUGGUGGUAAUACGCAGUCGACUAGACCUGAGCAUGGAGGAAUCCCAGAACCUGAAGAAGGAGCUUCUGAGGUACAAGCAGGAGUCCCGGAACCUGCAGGGAGUUAAGGAUGCUCUGCAGCAGCGGCUGGCGGUGCAGGAGGCCUCCGUGCUGCAGCUCAAACAGGAGCUGCUGCGCUCCAGCAUGGCCCGGGAGGAGCUGACUGGCCAGAACGUGGAGCUGCAGAGGAAGUUGGAGGACAGGAGCAGACAGAUGAGUGACUAUAAGAAGGAUCUGGGGCAGAAGGAGAGAGCCCUGCAGCAGCAGCAGCUAAAGCUGGAUGAGGCCAUGCGCAAACUGGCAGAGAGCAGCCAUCACAAGGCUGGCCUGCAGAGGGAGCUAGAACACAAAGAAGGCCUACUUCAGGAGCUGAUGAACCAUGAGCUGGAUGAGGUAUCAGGGCCUCAGAAUAACGGAUAUUCUCACCUGCCCGGUCCCGCGCCCCCGCACAAAGGGGCGGAGGAGCUGCAGCUGGUGCGGGAUGCCCUGCGCAGUCUGAGGAACAGUUUCAGCGGUCACGACCCGCAGCACCACACGCUGGACACGCUGGAGCAGGGCGUGGCCAGUCUCAUGGACCGCCUCCACGCCAUGGACACACGACGCCGACGGGGUCGGGGGAAAUCGCCAGGACGCAAAGCCACACACACAGACCGCGACUCGUGGCCCCCCAGCACCAAAAUGGCUCAUUCCCAGAGCAGCCCACUGCUGAAUGCCUCAGCCUGCACCAAAGUGCUCUACUUCACGGACCGCUCACUCACACCCUUUAUGGUCAACAUCCCCAAGAGGCUGGGUGAGGUGACGCUGAGAGACUUCAAGGCAGCGGUGGACAGAGAGGGCAGCUUCAGGUAUCACUUCAAAGCCCUGGACCCGGAGUUCGGCACAGUGAAGGAGGAGGUGUUCCAGGAUGAUGCGGUAGUUCCAGGCUGGGAGGGAAAGAUUGUUGCCUGGGUGGAGGAGGACAAUGGGGAUGGCAGACCCUAGGCCCAGGCUUUGGAAGGGCCCUUCUCCAGUCAGAUGAGAGAGGAGAGGAGCAGAGGCUGUGGACAGGGUAGACAGCGUUGUUGGUCUACCCGCUUUAGGCAGGUCCUUCCUCCCAGCUUUACCCACGCCGGGUGCCUCAGGCCCAUUCCACCGCACAGCCCAGGGGCGAGCGCUCGUGGUCAGGAUGCCAGAGGUGCUCGGGUCACGACUUCCUGGAGGAUCUGGCCGUACAUUGGAGGACAAAUAUUGCAAACAAAAGAGCAAAUAACAUGCUCCUAUUUUUGGAGAUCGUGCCAAAUCUUGUAAAGCUAUUCACAGCCCAUUCUAUUCCAGCAGGCUUCAUCAGUCUUACUGUAUGUUGUGGUGACAAAAUAUUUUUUUAUUUCCAUACUGUAGCUCGUGAUUACAUGAACAUGCUUUUGUGAUGAGCUUCACCUUACAUAUCAGCGAAGACGACUUUGAGAAUGACUUUAAAUUCUACCCUCGCUCCUCCAGUGAAACGUACAGGCUCCUUUGUGAAGUAAAUGGUUGUGAAGUGCUUUAAGCUAUUGUUGCAGACAGCCAUAUAAGUAUGACUUAUAUAAAUGGUAAAGCACAGGGUAAGCAACAGAGAUCUGUCUGUAGGAAGUAAACCCACCUCUGCAACAGUGUCCAUGCAGUGAGGCUUGGGGAGGUGGUAAGAAUCCAUGGAGAUCCAAGAAAAGUGCUUAUAUGCCAAACAGAGCUGGGGUCAGUUCCUAAUAGCAACUGAAAAAAUAUAUUGUAUUAUGUAUUGGAUGAAUGGUCAGUUUAAUCUUUCAACGUUCAGUGUUGAUCUUUUUCUUGUUGUUAAUGGAUUAGUUUACAAUCCUAAUGGCGUGAGAUACUAAGCCUGAGAACUUGGAAAAACCAAACAGAAAAAGGGUUAUGUUGAAACACAGAACUGAUCCCAACUCUGUAGCCAAAACACAAAAUGCAUUAACACCUGACAAAGCAACUGAAGAGCCGCUAUAUCACUGUGUAUAAAAUGCAGAAAUGAGCCCCAGCACUUACAGUGAAGAUCAGGUAUAAUACUGUAAUGCCCUCUGUGAAUGAUACAGACCCACAAUGCACUGCUGUACAGUGCCAGCCCAAAAGGUCACAUGGGUUAAGUUGCAACAUGUUUUCAAGUUUGUACUCCAUAGUACUAAGUUGGAGCAGGUCACCUUCAAGAAUGUCUGAACUUUUUAAUGUUUUUAUUUAUUUUUAAAGGACGUUGUAAAGGUUUAUUUUUGCGUACAUCUUCCAAUUGUGAGUCUUCACACGAAUGUGAAGUAAUUAAGUGACAGAAAAUUGCCAUGUUAACCGCCAUGUUCAUGGAGUGUCUGCUGUGAUUUCUUUGUAUGUAAUUCUAUCAGGAUGGGUGCAGUGCACUUUGACUGCGGUAGAGGAGGGAGAGGUGCAGUGGGAGAGUUUUUUUUGUUUCGUUAUUUUACACAAAGGCAUGUACUCUGUUGUACCCCACGGGUUGCCAGUGUUUCAUAUACAACUUGUGACUGAUGUGUUUGUCUAUUCCUGUAAAUAAGGUUUAUACUGUAUAUUGUUAAAAAGAGAGGCAUGGUGUUUUUAUUUUGAAUGUUUAAGCUGGUACAUUGUUAAACUCAAAAUGUUUUUAAUGAGGACACUGCUUUGUCACCGGGUAUUUAACUAUAAGGGAUCAAUACCCAAGCCAUGCUGUGCAGAACAUUUAAAUACUGCAGUGUUUUCCUACACUUCUAACGGGUGCUUGAUUAAAAACCCAAGGGACCAAUACACAUGGUGGCUAUAUUUCUGCUGUCUGGAAGCAAGACGGUGACAGGAAUCGCAGAGGGGAGAAACGCACAGGACACAGGCUUACUUGUUCAGCAACAGAGUAUAAUGAGAAACGGUAGCCUCCUCCUCCUACUGGUAGUAAAAGGCCACUGAGCCAAAUAGCCUGGGACCAGUGUUGUCUGUCCAUGAGUAAGGAAGAGACCACGAGUUGCAAGAUAGCUGGGGAAAGCGGGACCAAUUUUUCGAACCAGUGCAGUGUUCAGAGGCUAACUGCCAUACUUCAAAAUCUACUCUUUCCUAUGGACAUUUGAUGCAUUUAACGGUUGUUUUUUACGGGAUGUAUUUCAGCAGUUUAAUAGAUUGUCUCACUUUUGAAAACGUGUUUUCCUCCAUAAUUAUUUCCCAUUAAACGAUUGUUACUGGCUA